GAUUAGGAUUGUAUCUCAGAGCUCGCUUGUGAGCAAAUAUAGUGAAGUUGCUGGUUCGAUCCCAGCUCCGGUGAGCUAUAGCGGCCUUUCCGGUACGGAGAGGUGCGGUGAACACCGGGUCAACAUAUCGUCGUGUCUUCUUCCGCUUUAUACUUGUGAUUGAGUUGAUUACAAGUCAAGAUCAAGGAGAACGAAUCGUACAAAUCAGUUCUUAAAUAAGGACUUCACUCUAAGAACCCCGAGUUAAUCAUGGUCUAAGAACAACUCUCCCAACAUUCUCAUGGGAUAUUCUUUAGCUACCUCAGGUGAUUUACUCUUUACAGGAUCAGACUCCAAGAACAUUAGGGUUUGGAAGAACCACAUCGAGUUCUCCACGUUAAAGUCUAAAGCGGUUUGGUUAAAGCUAUGGUUCUUGCAGCAGACAAGAUAUUCACCGGACAUCGAGACGGGAAGAUCCGUGUUUGGAAAAUCUCGUCUAAAGACUCGAGCGUUUUCCGUCUGGUAUAUUAUUAUCCAAUUCAAUGGCUUUUUGGUAAAACGAAAAGGUAGGUCAAUUUCCAGUCCCCAAACCGAAUAAAUCCGCUAAUAUACCCAACGUCCCUACUGAAAUUAUGAUGAGAGGCUAUUCCUCGAGGAACUAGAAAUUAAACAUUGAUCUGCCAUGUGGUUGACCCCAAAAGAAAUUAAUAAAAUGUGAAUAUGUAAUGUGGCCACGUGGGUUAAAUCAGCCAUGAUAAACUCUGAAAUACACAACAAACCCAAAUACAUGUACAAAUUUAGUUACAGAUUUUUCAGUCAAACAAGAAAAAUAGUUAUAGAUUUGUUAAAUCUUCAAUUAUUUGCAAGAAUGCCAGGCAAGUGAACCAAAACGGAUCUCGACUCAGACCGGAUUUUAGGGUUACCAUUGGUGGCAAGGAACUGAAGAGCGCGCAAGGCCUUUAUUUUGAUGGUAACCCGAGGAGUCAAAGUCAGGCUUCGCAUCGUAUUGCUUCAGGAGUGACGGUGUGGUGUCUUUUGUGUCUUGCCACAUGAGCAGCUCGUGUGGCUAUGCGAAUGAGUGUCUCAAAGUCUUUGCUUCUCACAGCUCUUGUUUUUCUGUUUUGUCUCUUGACAUCUUUUGUAAGUUGAAGAGGAAGAUCAUCGGAUUAAGCCAUUGCUUUUGAGAGAAAAGGAAACAAGAGAUAGGUAGAGGCUGAGGAAGAGAGUGCUGUUAAGAGGAGACUUCGGUUCAUUAUAUUGACGAAAAUUUUCAAUAUUAUUGGGAGAAAAAAGGUUUACUAUAUUCCUUUUCUUCACGCAUAUAUGCUUCUUAUUUCUUUCUCAAAGAUAUGAUAUUUCCCUUUACAUACAUAUGUUUGUUUCAUUGACGUUAUAAAGUACAAACAGUUCAGGGAAUUCAGGGAUACACAAUUGACUACCAAGACUAUAGGGGAAUAUACCCGAGGAUAUCUAAACUAAUAACAGAAUAUGUAUAUCAUCUAAUACUUUCCAUUCACAAUAAGUACUAAAAAAUUAACAAAUUCAUGUACUAAUCGCUUAUACUCGAACGCGCACCAAGCGGUAACCGCAUGUCGUAGCGUUCACUAAUUAAAGUUUUCUUUUUGUUAUAAAUUUUAUUUUUCAAUAAAACAAAUAUCAAAUCUUUCUUUUUAAUUAAAAAAAAGAUAUAUGUUUACCCAAAAAAUGAGAUAUUGCAAAAUCAAUUUCCUUGGUUGGAUUUGCUUUGGUCCUAUAUAAAUGCAAACACGGUUAGAAACUUAACAUCAUAACACAACCCUAAAUAAUUCUCCUGUAAUGGACGGCUUACCUGGACAUCUCCUAAACAAGGUUCUCUUCAAGACAGAUCUCAGAGCUCUGGCUAUGUUGUGUUGCACAAAUACAUCACUCCAGUCCCAUAUACACGAUCCUUCUUUUGUAUCUGAGUACUGUUCUCAGAUCAGAUCCAGUUUGCUUUAUAUCUCCUCUUAUGGCUCAACUUAUCUAGGCUGCCACCACCCUCACGGCGGUUCUAGGUCACUCACAACCAUAGAUUUUUUAAUGGAGUGUCAUAUUUUGGAAUGCUGCUCAGGCCUUCUUCUACUUUUCAUUGAUGAUCGUCUAUGCGUGACAAACCCCAUUAGGAAGAAGUUUCGAUUCUUGACUCGUCGGGACAAAAGAAAGCAGCUAGGGCUCGUGGUUAAUCAGCUUGAUCGAACCACACAGAAUUUCAAAGUUGUGUACAUAUUCGAGGGGUCUCUUCACUGGCUAAGAAACGACGGAAGCAUCAUAGCUUUCAACCCCGAAACAGAGCAAGCACGGCUGAUCCAGACUGACUUCCCCCGGGGAUUGACUUCGAGAACGCUCUUUGCAUCCGGAGUUAAUAGCUUGACUUUGGUAUCAGCCAAUGAGAAAGUCAUUUACGUUUAUGCACUCAGAAACAUUCUCAGUGAUCCCAAGUGGGUCCUCGAGAAGCAGAUCCAGAACGGAGUGAUUGACAAAAAUAUAGUUACUUGGUACGUAGAAGCUUACAACGGAAAGUGUUUAGUGUUACGAACUUGUUAUGAUGGAGUAGUUCAUGUGUACGACUUGAGUGCUAGCAAGUGGGCAGUCAUGGCUUCGGUUCCAAUUUGGUACGAUGCGAAUCUAGAUUUCUUUCUGUUCACACCUUCACUUUAUUCUGUGGUAGGACUUGAUGAUAUAUUGGCUUGUGGUGAUAGAGGCAUCUCCUCUCUAAGCUCGAUUAUGACACUGGUUGAUAGAAGCUCACCAGAAAAUCAGCUUAUGAAAAUGUCGGUUGACGAAAAGGAAGAGGUGAAAUUACAUCUGGGAAUGUUAUUUGAAUGAGCAAAAUACCAACAACAAAAGAAGAGUGGUGUAGACACAUUCGUAUUUUGUGAGGAACAUGUGUCUUUUGGUGAUUUGGUUAAUGGAACAUGGCACUGUUUUAUGUUUUCUUCUCUCUAUUCGUUCACUAUAUAUGUCAUUUUGUUUUGUGCAGUUUUUAAAAUUUGAAAGUUUUGAUAAAAAGAUGAUAGGGCAGGAGGGUUUAUUGGAUUCAAUUGAGAGGGGUUGGAGGGAAUCGGCGGCGGAGAAUUCCGGGGUUUUGUAUAAAAAAUUAUUAAUUGUCGACAUGAGAUUUUUACAUGGCGAAAAAAUAAUCCACCAUAUGGAAAGGAAAAAAUUAGUGAGCUGCAACAAGCUUUGGAAGAGGUCCAAAAUGAUAAUAAUAGAACCCAAGAGGACAUAUUGGAGGUCUCUAGGAAAUUGCAGGAAGCGUAUAAAGACGAGGAAGAGUAUUGGCAACAGAAAAGUCGCAAUAUGUGGCAUAUUGCAGGGGAUUUGAAUACUAAGUUAUAUCAUGCCCUGACAAAACAACGUCGGGCUCGUAAUAGAAUUUUUGGCCUAUAUGAUACGAAUGGUGAUUGGAUUAUCGAGGAACAAGGUGUAGAGAAGGUAGCAGUAGAUUAUUUUGGAGAAUUGUUUCAGACUACCUCUCCUACGGAGUUUGAUGGCUUUUUGGAUGAGAUUAAUUCUACGAUUACCCCACAGAUGAAUCAGAGGUUAAUCCGGCUGGCAACUGAGGAGGAAGUACGUCAAGCUUUGUUCAUGAUGCAUCCGGAAAAAGCCCCAGGACCGGAUGGGAUGACGGCUCUUUUCUUUCAGCAUUCUUGGCAUAUAAUA
Messenger RNA from Brassica napus (rape), 3660 nucleotides. RefSeq names its product putative F-box protein At1g57580. The record is from RefSeq and is a predicted model, not a curated record. The coding region runs from base 1795 to 2823 and encodes 342 amino acids. Lineage: Eukaryota; Viridiplantae; Streptophyta; Magnoliopsida; Brassicales; Brassicaceae. Gene Ontology annotation, molecular function: protein binding. The transcript has 3 exons.